UUCUGUCUCAAACAUGUCGUCGGUGACAACAGCCACCUCUGAAUGGAUCCAGUUCUUCAAAGAUGCAGGGAUUCCUCCCGGUCUGGCUGUCAACUAUGCUGUGUCCUUUGUCGAUAACAGGAUUCAGAAGACCAUGCUGAUGGACCUGAGUAAGGAGAUCAUGAUGGACCUGGGCAUUACAGUCGUCGGUGACAUCAUCGCCAUCCUAAAACAUGCCAAAGUCGUUUACCGACAGGACAUGUGUAAAAUGGCCACUGAAGCCAUUUCCUCUGGUCAGACGAGCAUUCAGGCUGAGCUCAGACGAACUGCCAACACGCCUGCCACACGCAUGAUUGCCAAUGCCUUGAGCCGGGACUCCCCGCCAAGCACUCCCUCGCGUCGCCCUGACAACCGUCUCUCAGUCACCGUCUCCAACAAGACUGCCAAAACAGUUCUGUCUCAGCCUGCAGACGAGGGGAACGGACUGCCAGUGAAGCGCCGACGCGUUACUGCUGAAAUGGAGGGAAAAUACAUCAUCAACAUGCCAAAGGGCACGACGGCACGUACCCGCCGGAUCCUGGCCCAGCAGGCCAAGAAAGCCAAAGGCUUGAAGCGUACCUCUGUGUUUGAGAGACUUGGAGCAGAGUCCAAGGCAGACACCACAACAGGCAAUAAGCAGCCCACCGGAGUGUUCAGUCGACUUGGUGGAGCAGAGGAGGAAGAGGACACUGGUGUCGGGAUGAAGACAGGAGCCACUGCUGAUGGUGAUGAAGAUGACAGUGAUGGAGAAGGCUCUGUUUUACAGUAUGCUGGCGUGCUCAAACGACCCCCACCAGCAGCCAGGAAAGAGCCUGUCACCCCCAAACCUCAGCCCCCACUCACCCUCCGUCGUCUGGGCGCCAAGUAUAAAGUUCCACCCAUAGAUGCUGCCCCUGCUACCCCUACCUCCACCUCCUCCAUUCAGGAGGAGGCACCAAAAUCAAGUGUGCUGAAGAGACUGGGAAAGGCUCCACCCACCAACUCAGGCUCCACCUCUGUUUUUGCAAAAGCCAUCCAAUCAGCAGACACCCAGGACAGUUGCAUCAGCAGCACGAGGACCAGCAAGGACUGUCAGGGAGCUCAGAUGGACGUUGGGACAGUCAGCGUCUUCAAAAGACUGGGCACCAAGAAGCCCUAACGCGCAUAUCAGACACACAGACUCUUUCAUUCUUCCCACACAAACCCCAAAACACUCCAGAGUCUCAACUCCAAAAAAACAGUAAGGGUCUUCAAACACUUCGCUGUGCCACUGUGUGAGGAGACUUCAAAAACAAAUCAGAACAAAAAAAAAAGUCUGUUUGCAGUGUCAGGUGAUGGUUUAAGCUGAGAGAGCUGUUAGUGGUUCAAAAAAACAACAACAACAGACCUGACUGUGCUGAGAUCUCAGAUAUUGAUCUGCAUGCAUUAUGUGAAACAAAUGCUGCAUACACACUUUUUUUUCCCUGGUGGUUGUAGGAAUGAUUUUUUUCUUUCAUCUGACCCUGAAAUGAUGUUAUUCCUCUAACGUUUCCCUCUCUCUUUUUUGAGAGCAUCACCCUCCUGAUUCUUUCAGAGGACGCCUUUUUCCUACCGCGUGUUGUUUUCUAUUCCAGUUUGCUACACAAACAGCUUCAGGCUCUCUUUUCACACAGCCCUUUCACCGCUGGGUGACAUGAAUUAAAAAGGGUUUGAUGCCUUCACUCACCAACACCUCCCAGCUCCGCUCUGACCGGACAGUCUUCUUGUCGGAGAACAGACCUGGUUCCGAAGAAACCAGGAGAAACUUAACAUGGUUCUGAAAGACACUCAUACGACAUCACGCCAACUGCCUCAAUGCACCUCACAACCUCAGCUGUUUACUUGCUUAAGAGAAAAAAGGGAGGGAAAGAAACGGAUAGCCUGCUUGUUAAAACCCCGCCUUUUUUUUCGCUUUGACCUUGACUAAGUGGCCAUGCAGUGCAGAGAUGUCAUGUGACACGCGUUAGAGAGAGGAGAGCAGGGAAGGCGCCGCCUCCAGUUUGCGGUGCUCACGGGAGUUGGCAUGGCACUACCUGCUAACGUGCAUGGCAAAGACGGAC
This is a messenger RNA of Chanos chanos (milkfish), 2075 nucleotides long. It is a transcript of the gene c2h19orf47, whose product is annotated as chromosome 2 C19orf47 homolog. NCBI's taxonomy places the organism in Eukaryota, Metazoa, Chordata, Actinopteri, Gonorynchiformes, Chanidae. The transcript is spliced from 8 exons. The record is from RefSeq and is a predicted model, not a curated record. Gene Ontology annotation, cellular component: nucleus. Bases 14 to 1156 code for a protein of 380 amino acids.